This is a messenger RNA of Pecten maximus, 8995 nucleotides long. RefSeq names its product protein Mo25-like. The transcript has 8 exons. Gene Ontology annotation, biological process: intracellular signal transduction. Bases 142 to 1173 code for a protein of 343 amino acids. Gene Ontology annotation, molecular function: protein serine/threonine kinase activator activity. The record is from RefSeq and is a predicted model, not a curated record. NCBI's taxonomy places the organism in Eukaryota, Metazoa, Mollusca, Bivalvia, Pectinida, Pectinidae.
AUUGGACGAGUACGUUUGGUAAGUGGUCUGGCUUGUCUUCCUGGAUGUAAAUAAUUGGUUACAGCACAACGAGAGGAGGUUUACAUACCACCUAUUCCUGUACCAUUUCUGUGUUGACCUUUGACCUGGUAGAACAGCACCAUGCCGUUCUUUGGGAGUUCCAAAAAGAGUCCCCAGGAACUAGUGAGGGCCAUCAAGGACCAGCUGCAGGUCCUGGGCACCAAGUCCGCCAAGGGCUAUCAGACCGACAAAAAGGUAUCGGAGGACCUGACAAAGAACCUGCAAGUGAUGAAAACUAUGCUGUAUGGCAGUGCUGACUCGGAGCCGUCAACUGAAGUUGUAGCCCAGCUGGCCCAGGAGGUCUACAAUACUGGCACCCUGAUAUUGCUCAUCAAACAUCUAAUCCGCAUUGACUUUGAGGGUAGGAAGGAUAUUGAUAGAAUAUUCGCUAACCUUUUGAGACGACAAAUUGGUACACGUAUGCCAACAGUAGAAUACCUGUGUACCAAACAGGAGGUCCUGUUUGAACUUUUAAAUAAGUAUGAGGAGCCAGAGACGGCCUUACUUGGUGGACGCAUGCUACGAGAAUGUUGUCGCAUAGAGAGUCUCACCAAAAUACUCUUAUAUCACGAGUCCUUUUAUAAAUUUUUUGAUUACGUUGAACUGUCAACGUUUGAUAUCGCCUCUGAUGCAUUUUCUACGUUUAAGGAAUUACUUACUAGACACAAAAUACUGUCGGCCGAGUUUCUAGAGGCCAACUAUGAUAGAUUCUUUGUCAACUACCAGAAGUUGCUCAGUUCAGAAAACUAUGUAACGAGACGACAAGCCCUGAAACUACUAGGAGAGUUGCUGCUAGACCGACAUAAUUUCACUACAAUGACCCGCUACAUCAGUAGUCCAGACAACCUCAAACUGAUGAUGAAUAUGCUGCGCGAGAAAAGUCGUAAUAUACAGUUUGAGGCCUUCCAUGUGUUCAAGGUGUUUGUAGCAAACCCUAACAAGCCAAAACCAAUUCUGGAUAUACUGUUACGGAACAAGGAGCGCUUAGUAGACUUUCUUACCAAAUUCCACACUGAACGGUCGGAGGAUGAACAAUUCAUUGACGAAAAAACAUAUCUCAUCAAGCAAAUCACAGAACUGUCUGGCCCGAAAGAUCAGAUGGAGGUGAAAUGAAGUCGCUGAAGUGGUGGGUCACACAUCACCUAAUGGAGUCAACGCAUUAGAUACAAUAUGUCUGAUGUGAGUGACCACUCGAGAUGCAAUGUAUAUUGAAACUAUAAGUGGUCGCUAUAGGUAAAAAUGUAUGAAUUAUACAACAAGGCACUCUACAUUUGACUACGUUCAGACAUAGGCGGUGGCCAUUGUUUUAUUAGAACAAAAGGAACCUGUAGCUGUAGUAGUGUGCCAUCUACUACGUACAAGUGUUAGAAACGCUUACAUGGAGCGCUUCUGUACUGUUGUCACAAUGUAGAUCUAAAUAUUAUUCCUCUGCAAAAUCUACUAGGUACAGGACUAGAUGUCAUCUACAUUUGUACAGUGUUCUUGCUAUCACUGUACAAUGUGUCCGACAUCCAGCUUAAUUGUCUAAAUAACUGCAGAGUACUACUCCUGUUAUUCCUGUAGAAUGUUGGAAACUCCAAUGCUUUCACAAAUAUUUAUCAAUAGUAAAAUAUAUGCUUUGUAUUGCUAAUUUCACUUGCUUUUUAAAGCAUUGAUAAGGAGCGUUAAGUCUAUGGAUAUCAGAUUUCUUGACGACUUCUACAAAAUAUAGUUUUGCAUCUAAAACUCUGUAGGAUUAAAAUUGGUUUAGCUGUCAUAGGUUUUGACAGUAGGAUUAAAAUUGCUUUAGCUGUCAUAAGUUUUGACAGUAGGAUAAAAUUGGUUUAGAUGUCAUAAGUUUUGACAGUACAUAGCUAUAGGAUUAAAUUGGUUUAAUAGCUGUCAUAAGUUUUGACAGUAGGAUUAAAAUUGGUUUAGCUGUCGUAAGUUUUGACAGUAGGAUUAAAAUUGGUUUAGCUGUCGUAAGUUUUGACAGUAGGAUUAAAAUUGGUUUAGCUGUCAUAAGUUUUGACAGCAGGUUUACUGAUCUGGUCAAUUAUUCAACAAUAGUAUGUUAUGUAAUUUUAAAAGUAUGAUACCUAUAUAAAGUAUUCCUUGAGAAUGAUUCUGACGGAAUAAAUAUUCCCCAGUUGGUAAGUCUACAGAUUUUUUCCUUGUGGGGGGGUUUGAUUUAUGUCAUUAAUUUGUUUAUUUUCGUAGUUUUGUUUGGUAUUGUAAAAUGUGCAGGACAACACUAUUUUUAUUGAGUAAGUGAAGUAGUGAUGUGAGUAUACAGGUUGUCCUUUCUCUUUAGGACACAGUUAUAUCAUUAUAUGCCAUAUAACUAGAUAAAUAUGCCUUUUUGUAGGUUUUUGUUACAUUGUUAGUGAAACACUUGUCAGCUUUUGAAAUCAAGGUCCUCCUUUCAGACUUUUUGUUUAGUCAAGAGAAUGUUAGUACUGAAUCUGAGAUAUACAAUGGAUUACUGCAGGUUAUUAACUCUUAAUCAUAAGUCACCAUAUAUAUAAUCUUAUUAAUCAUGCAGAAAUUUUUCAAAUCUACAGCCUCUCAGGUUUCUUUGCAAAUCUUUACUUAUUAUUUUACAACUCUUUGUUACAUCAUCAAUUAAUUUGGGAUUUGAAAUAUUAGAAAAAAAUCUAAACGUGUAAUGACGACGGGAGACUUUGGAUUUCAUAUCAGAUUUGUUGUUGAUUAAAAAUUUGUUGAAAAACUGUUUCAGUCAUUAAGAAAUUUGUUUUUACAUUUUAUUUUACGAUGAAAUCUCGAGCUGUAUACAAUAUAAAAGUAAUAAAUUGGUACCUUUAGUUUGAUAGGUAGAGUAUUUAUGAUGUUGAAUAAAAUCUGAUUAGAAAAUAUAUGGGACCGACAGUAGUUAAAUGUAUCUUAUGUUUUACUUAUGCAUAAUUUAGUGAAUUUAAUGGAUUAUUUUAUGUGAUGUUUGGUUUUGUUGAUGUAUAUUAAUAUGUGGUCCUAUAAAAGAUCCACUUAACAAUUCUAUUACUUUAUAUAUAUUGGCAUGUUUACAGAAAACAGUUUAAAAUUUACCACAAUAAAUGUUACAUGUAGUUAUUUUAGCCUCUUAAGGCUUUCAUGAACGAUGCUGUAUUUUUGAAAUCCAAGUCAUUGUUAAAGGAAACCAAUUGUGCAGUAAUAUGUGGAAAGAUGGUAUAAUCUAGAACAUUAAAAGAAACAUAUUAAUAUGUAAUUUCUAAAUUUUAAACUGUUUCCUCCCCAAACCUAGCUCUUACGCACAGUAUAUUUUGAACUAUUUGAAUGUUUUGCAGAAAUUUGAAAAGAAUUUUUAUUAUAAGGCUUAGUAUAGAUAUAGCCUUCUAUCAGUAUCUUGUGAUGUUUUACAAUCAGUAAUGACAAAAUAAUGACUUCUACAGAUUGGUCUUUAACAUUCUGUAAAACAUAAUUUAAUCAGAUAUUAAUCUAGUAUUGUAUAAACCAGGUUCUCUAUAAUGAAAUGGUUAUAAAUUUUCACCUUGAUUUCUCGGAAAACUUAACAAAGAGUGUGCAACACCUGAAACAAGUUUUUAAACAGGAUGUUCCAAUACCAUGGAUCUCGUACAGCUUGUUGCAGUUUUUAAGUACAUACAUGAUGAAUAUUUUAUUGGAAAUAUUUUCUGCACCCAGAAAGUAAAAUCUGUGUCAUAUCUUAUUUUUGAAUAUGGACUAAAGAACAAUACAUGAUACAUGUGAUGUAAAAUGAGGGAUAAGAGAUUCAUAUGAAUAUGAUGAGGAGUUUUGUAAAAAGGAGAUGUGAAAUGGGAUAUGGUUUUGUAAGGUAGAGGAUUCAUUUCCUAUGAAGUCCUAACUUUCUACAUAAGAUGAAAAUUAGAUUGAAGGAAUAUUUCUUGUGUAAAUUUAUAUUAAACAUUCAAGUCAAUGUUGGGUAUAUAUUUCUUGUUUGAACAUAAGUUAUAAGACAUCCUUGUUAUUCUUGUAACUGCCUUUCUGAAAAAUGUGUUUAUGGAGAAUUAAUAUCCUAAGUUUAUCUCAGGGAAGAAUAUGGUUACAAGAUACUCUUCUUUACCAUAAGUGGCCACCACCAAAGAUGUAAGACAAAACUAAUAGCACAGAUAAAUAAUCAUAAAGAAGAUAUUGAUUGGUUGAUUAUGUUUUUUCCCAUUGUCUGUCUAUAGACAUACGUGUUAUAAUGUGACUUUCAUUGUUCUGAAUCUUUUAAUAUAGCAUUCAGACCAAAGUUUAUGAAGCUUCAGUUGCUAUCAUUAAGGCAAAUUAAAACACAAUAAAAGUUUAUACAUAAUAUGUCCUAGAAACUAAAAUUAUCAAUGUAGGGACUUUAUAUGACUAGAGGCAUGAGGUUUGCUAUUGCAAGGGGAGACAACUAAAAAAAAUAGCUGAAAAGAUGAAGUAUGUUCAUUAUUUGAACUUUUAUGGUUUUAUGCUUUUCUCCAAAGAAUAUUUGAUAUCUAGCACAAUUAUUUCUGUGAAUGGCAAAUUUCUAGGAGACAUUUUUUAUAUAAAGAAAAAGCAGAUUCUGUAUUCAAUAAAUGGGCUGAUGAUUUUUAUUUUAAUAUAAUAUCUUACAAAUCUUAACAGAUGAUAUCUUAAUACAAGUUAAAAAAAUAUGUUCUGGAGAUUUCAGCAAUCAUAAAAAUUGAGUUCAAAGUAUUAUAAGUCAAAAUCUGAAAGAAAGAAAAAAUUCACCCCUCGAGAGUAAAAUCUGGCAUUUCACAGGAAAUUUUGGAGGAGAAAAACCAAUACUGUAAGUUUAAGUGAUUUCACUAGUAAUUUCUGACUUAAUACUAUAGACAGACCAGUAAUAAAACAGUUACUGUUUUAAAACUGUCAAAAGAACAAUGGAUUUUAGUAUCUGUGAUUAUUACAAUACCUUGUUCUUAAGUUUCAAAGAUUUGUGAUAUAUAUAUUUAGUGCUAUUAAGAUUAUUAUUGAUGUAUACUUGGAAGUGCUAAUACUGCUGUGUACUAGUAUAGAAGAUAAUAUUUACUAACUUACAUAGAUACACCUUGAUAUGCUUAUCUGAGUAUAGGCAAAUGUAACUUCUCUGUGAAUGUUAUCAGUCUCUGUUAUCACACUAGGUAACUCAAUGUAUAAAGUAUUAAUAAAAAGUACAUAGAAACUGUAAUGUAAACUUAUCAUCUAUAUUAAUACAUGUACAAGGUUUAUGAUAGAUGUUAAUUUAUGUAGUUGAUACAUUUAUAAAUAAAAAAGAAAGUUUUUCUCAUAUUUCUCUAAGGUGUAAAUUAAGUUUAAAAUUUCACUUUUUUUUUUUAAAUUUUAGAUGUCAUUUUGGUUUUUCUUCUUUUUAUGAUUUGAUUAAUAUUAUAUAGAAACAUUGAGAAAGGCAUUUGUUACCUUCAGUAAAAAUAUUAAGUAUUGUAACAAGUGUCUACCUAUCUGUCAACUUUUAAACACAUUUGUCACUAAAUGUACACAGUAUUCAGCUAGUUAUAAGUACAUCUAGAGAAAUCCAUGUGUCUCAGUCAGUAAAAAGAAAGUUCAAAUACAUCAUAGUAUUUCUGUAAUAACUUUAGACAUGCGGUGUGCUGGUCUUCAUUUUACUGUAGGCACAGUAGUUAGUUCUAUAUAGCUUUCUGUUGAUCACAUAGUUAACUUUCAGGUUUUAUAAACUUAAGGUAAUUCCUGUGUUCUGUUAAAAUUAUCUGAAGGAUUAAUGGUAUGAACAUUGUUUCGGAAGGUUUUUUUUAAAAAUGUCCUUGGUUAUUCUAACAUUGCCAGGCAUCCUAUUUACAUUUCCUUGUCACUAACAGAGGAAUGCUAUAUCGGUUGUCAGAAAUUGAUCAUUAUAUGAUUGUAGCUUAUUUACACCUGAUUUCAGGUGGUCGUAUAAAGAGACUACAGACCUUGUAGGAGAGAGAGUGUGGCUAUAUUUAGUGUACUCGAGACAAUGGAUGAUGAGUUUAAAAUGUACAAACUUCUUCCUUAUGUUACCUCCAUGUUUAAGGUUUCCACAUAAGAACUAGUGUUUGCUUGUUUAGAUGUCCAGUGUAGUUUUAACUGUAAUGAUAAAUGACAGUUGACUAGAUUACUGUUAUUAGAGGGGUGUGACACUGUCCAUCUGGAUCAGCCACUUACUCCUAUUGUAUAUGGAUAUGUACAUUUAAUGUAUCCUGGUUUGUCAUCAUGUUGUGUAACGAUGGACUAGAUAAGGCUUGUUUUCCAAUGUUUUAACUUAAGUUUUUGAUUGAUCAAAAUGUUACUCUGCUUACUUACUGCAAAAUCAGAAAGGUUAAUAUACGAAUAAUGCUAAUACUAAUGUUUUUUUUUAUAAUUUAUGUCCACAAAUGGUGCAUUAUGGGUAAAGCACACCCAUUGAUAGAUAUUAACAAAUACAUCUGAUACCAAAUCAUCAUUGAGAACUCUUUUGAUAAUUAAAUUUCUUGGGAGGAUCACUGGGACUUUUAAAGCUAGAUGGUUUAUAAUGUUGUACAUUUUGCUCCCUGUAAAUGUGUGGUUUUCCUAUCCUCCGUGUUAUCAUUGGCACAAGUAAAUCAAUCAUGAUAUAUAGUAAUUACAUGUUAUUAUUUGCGAUGAUUUCUUCAUUGUAUUAACUUUAUAGCGUAAACCCUGUAACAUUAUAUAUUGUCUAUACUCACCAUCGUUCCUUUGUAUUUAUUAUAUUGAGGGUUGUAUACUGAUAUAACAGAAUUCUUUGUAGGCUUCAUGGUAGUCAAUCUUGAUAUUGACCGUUAGCUACUGUUUAGUAAAGAGGUACGUCUCUUCAGUCAAGUAAAAAUUCCUCUAUCCCAAAAAUUCAUUUGAUUCUAGGGGUAAUACAGUUGUAUUAUGUAACUAUUGUGGUUAUUAAUCUAAAGAAAUGUCAGUCGGUGAAUUAUCCUGUUAUGAAAGCUUCCUUUAUGGUAGAUUUGGAGGACAAAUAUGUCCAGAGGAUUCCCUUUUUUGUUCUCACAUUUAUUUACAUCAACCCAGUUUUGUUAAAUUUCAUGUGAAGGAAGUAACCAGUCAUUUUCAGACAACUCAGGAUACAUGUACUUCUGAAAUCAGUGAUGACACAUGUUGUGUAUGUAAGACUGGAUUGUUAUUAAAUACAUAUUUACCAUUCCAGCACAGAAAAGGAAAAAUCAUUCAUUGUUAGCAAAGAAUUGGAUCUGAUGUAUAAUAGACCUCCUGAUGACACUCAGUGUAACUUUGCAAGUUUGUUAGAAUUGUUAUGAAAACAUUUUAUCCAUUUAAAUUAAGUAAAAUAUCCUGUACUAAAAAAAACACAAGUUGAUUCGUUGUUUUUUUCAUUGUUAUAUUCUGAAUCAUUAUUUUGUGUAAUAUACAUUUAGUUGCACGUGUGACAUUAUAUAUAUUAUAACCACACAUUUUCAUCAUGUCACAAUGUUUUGUGUGCUUAUAAACAGAAGAAAUCACAUUUUCAUUAUUAAUUAUAUUCCUGAUCCCUAAUGUUCAAUAAAAUCAUGUCGACUGAUCAAAAUCUUUAUCUGCAUGCACUUACGGGUACAUGCUUGCAUGUUUGCAGCAUAUUGGGAAUAAAAAUGAGAUAAUAAUUCUGAAAAUCUUAAGGAUAAAAAUUUAAACAUUUAGACUUCACCUCUUCAGGCCAAUACCCACCUAAAAUCUUAAUAACCUACGGUAAGAUAUACCGUUGGUGGCACCAGAAUCCAUUAGAUUAUCCAAAUGUCCCAAAAAAUGACCAUGUUUUUUUUUCAGUUCAGACUUUUUUCUUCGGUGCUUUUCAUUUCGUAUUUCCUGCAAUUGUUGGGGCGAUUUAUGUAAUAAUAAGUGUUACCAAAAGAUGAUUAAGAUAGAUUCCGGUGUGAUAAUAAAGUUACAUGAUACAUAUAGAAUGUAAAAAGUAUAUAAUUAUAUAUUAAUAGUAUAGCUAUUAAACAGCAUUUUAAUACCUUAUAAUAACAACAGUUUUAUACGUUAUCAGCCAUGUCAUUUUCCACAGAUAACCAGAAUUCACACGUUUAAGUUCGGUUUUCUCCAUGACUUACUACCGGUAUACGAGCAUCCCAAUUGUAAAAUGAUUUGUCAAUACACUUUCUGUUUUAAGAUGAUAUAAUAUACCUCAUAGUGUUUAAAAUGAAGAACUGCCGUAUAAGACUUAAAUUACUGUUGCCAUGGUAAUUCAUGCGAGUCAUUGAAAUUUCCUGAAUUAAUGAUACAGACCUUAUAUACUUGUGUCCUUGUCAUAUUAAAUUUAUUGAAUUCAUGCAAUUUUUGUGAGGCCUAAAGGCUAUUAUAUUAUGAAAUUAUUACAUUUUGUUAAAUAAUUUAAAUUUGACAUAGACAUGAGCAGAGUGAAAGAUCAUCUUUGUUAUAAAUUUUAUUUUAAAAUAUAUGAAAAAAUGUAUUAAUUAAUCAAAUUGGCCUACACAGCACAGUGCCCAACGAAAACCCACAUGGUUGAACAGGUGACCCCAAACCUUAAACAUCUUCUUGCUGGUAUUGAAAAUCAAUGAAGCUUAAAAUGUAUCAGUAUUUCUUGAAAAUUUGUUUUUGAAGACAUUAAAAUCAUGCAGAACGCUGGAUUGUAGGUCUCAGGAAUAUUCUUUGUAUUUUACAAACAAUGAAAAAAGAUGUUGCUGAGACAAUUUUUCCUGAAUUCAUUAACACUGAAGAAACAAAAUGUUGGUUCGCACAGAUUAAAUCUUAGUAUAUGAUAUUGCUAAUCUUUACCUUGAUUUAGAAACAAAGGAAAAAGUACUUGAAAUGUGUAUUUUUUUGACAAAUAUUUCUAUUUAUAGUGUUUGGUUAAGAAUCUUUGUUUAUAAUUCAUGUAAAAUAUUUACCUGAAUACUGUAGCACAUGCAUGUGUAUUAUUUUAAAUGAUUAAUGUAUUUCACAGUGUUAUGUUCCUCAUCAAACAGAAAAAAAUCAUUGGUAAGGCCAUUUGAUUAUGUUACAGGCAAUCAACAAAACAAGACAUUAAAAAGAACGGGAUAACAAA